UCUCUCUCGUGUCUAAUGUGAAGGCAUAAAGUCUUGUAAAUGGCUGUUAAGUGACGGCAGUUUCCACGGGUUCGGCGCUUACAGUGUUUGGCAACCGUACGGAUGUAUGAUUCAUACAUACAAUAAAAUUGAUACGCGGAUGUGCUUACGAUAUAUCGCUUAUUGGGGCGGAAAGAAUAACAUAGUGUUUUUGGGCGAUUCCCGGAUCAGACAACUGUAUUACGCGUUCAUCAAGACCUGCAGUCCCAACGAGAACCUAAUCAAUAGCGAGUUCGCCGCUCACCACGACUUGGAGUACAAGGAGCGCGACCUGAGACUCGAGAUACAGUUCCUGUGGCACCCGAUUGUCAACGAUUCGAUGGCUGACGUGAUCCGACAUUUGGCGGCGAAAGACGCGUCCGAACGGCCGAACCUAAUAGUGAUGGGUUCGGCCACUCAUUCCAUCAAAUCGAGUAACGCCAGCCUUAAAGCGCUCGAGUAUUACCGCAAGAAUCUGACACUACUUGUGCCCAAUUUGGACAAAAUGAGUGCUUCCACUCAAAUACUGUGGACACUUCAGGACCCGGUGUCGGCCGAAAAGCUCAAACCGGACAGAGCUAUGAUCACUAACGAACAGAUCGACGCCUACAACAAGGCGGCGAUGGAGAUACUGAAGUACAGCCAAUCCAAUAACGUACACAUCUGGGGCUCGGCUCGACUCGUCGCUCAGGGAUAUAACUCGGACUCCAGUAAUCCGACCGACGAUGGCCUCCACAUGAGCCCAAAGGCGCUGAAUUACGCGAUUCAGAUACUGUUGAACAUGUAUUGUAACGAUCAAAUGAACUAUAAUGACGGCACCUGUUGUAGUGACCCGGAAGUGAUUACAACACUUCAACUAAUUGUGUUCGUUGUGUUCGCGCUCUUCAUUGUGGUCGCAAUCGUUAUCUUCUGUCACCGGAAGUUCUCCGCGAAGUCAUACAAAUGGCAUCUAUUGGUGAACGAAGACAUGGACGACGAGCCGACCGGUAGUCGACCUGCUGUCGUCUCUGAGGAGGACGUGAAGUCCUACUACGAGUUGAUAACAUGUUUGGCCAAAAUGUCGUUAAUUAUGUUUUACUUCUUCCUCUGCGACAGAACUAAUUUCUUUAUGAAAGAGAAUAAGUACUUCACUCGACCCAACUUUUUCCUUCCCAUC
This is a messenger RNA of Medioppia subpectinata, 1174 nucleotides long. The record is from the annotation of a GenBank genome assembly. NCBI's taxonomy places the organism in Eukaryota, Metazoa, Arthropoda, Arachnida, Sarcoptiformes, Oppiidae.